AUGCCGCCGUCAGCGGCGAAGAUCUCGGAGCUGCCCUUCCACCUACAGAGCUCGCCGUUCGGGGCGCCGCUGCGAACGCGCUCCACUCUGCCCUUCGCUCUCCUCCGCUCCCGCUUCCGCUUCCUCUUCUGUCCCUCGGGCUCCCUUCGUGUUGCCGAGCAGGGCGGUGGCGGCGGCAGCGGUGGGCGGCCCGACGCUCGCCGGAAAGCCGGCCCCCGCACCCGCCGAUACCCCUGGGACGAAGAUUACUCGGAGUCGGCGGGCGGCACCAGCGAGGGGACCGAGUCCCGCCACCACAGGCCGUCGCGCGUCCCUCAGGCGCCGUGGCUGCAGCGGUGGAGCGAUCCGAGUCCGCCGGCGGCGGAGUCGCAGCCACAUUUGGGGAGGAAGAAGAAGGAGGAUGGAGAAGGUGGUGGUGGCGGCUACAUCGACAGGUCUGAUGGCGGAAGAGGCUCCAUCGAGAGGAUAGUGUAUCGGCUCCGUAAUCUUGGGCUGGAUAAGGAGAAGGAUGAGGAAGACGGCGACGAGGAUUCGGAUUUCGAGAUGGAUGACGACAUGCGGCUCGGAGACCUGCUAGAGCGAAGCUGGAACCGUCCGGAUUCGCUGGUCCUUGGAGAAGAUGCCACCGUCCUGCCAUGGGAGAGGGGGGGAACCGACGGGCUCGAAUUCGCAGACGAUGGGGCGAGGACGCCGGAGAAGAGAGUAAGGGCGCCGACGAUGGCGGAAUUGACCAUCGAGGAUUCAGAGCUGAGGAGGCUGCGGCGUCUUGGGAUCCCACUGAGGGAGAGGAUCACAAUCCCCAAGGCCGGCGUCACCCAGGCGGUCCUCGAGAAGAUCCACGAUGCCUGGCGGAAGUCAGAACUGGUGCGGCUCAAGUUUCACGAGACCUUAGCGCAUGACAUGAAGACUGCUCAUGAGAUCGUCGAGGUUAGUAAAUGUGCUGACUUUCUCCAACCACACAGGACACUUUAGUGGUUGAUAAGCUUCUUGAUGUUAGCAAAGUCGCAAAGGUCAAUGAUAAAUCAAAUCAUAUUGCCAUUCGAUAUGCAACUCGAAUUAUAUUUCUGAUAAUGUAUUUGCAUAUUCUUAAAGGACACAUGUUUGGAGGUGAUUCUGCUUUAUUUUUUAUAUAACAGAGUCGAAAAGAGGGUGAGACCAUUGUUUCCAAGGAGAUAGAGCAUGAGUAUGUUAUUUUGGUUAAUAUGUCCUGAACCAUCUUGGUUGAGUGACUGGGACGUGAUUUUUUUUUUCAGAUAGUUAAUUUGUAACACAUAUGCACUUUUCUUUGCGCUCUUUUUAUUAUUUAAUGAUCCACUUUUAAGAACUAAGUCAUAAUUUUCUUGGAUUCUUUCAUGUUAUUUCUAUAAUGGCAUUUUUUGAUUGGCUAUUAGCUGGAGAAUAGAAAGUGAUGAUCUUUUCAGUGAAAAGUGGUACAUGGAAUCUUCCCAGGACCCAAGAUACAAUGGUAAUCAGUGACAAACAUUGGCAUAUAGAUGAUAAAUAGCAACUUUGCUUGGAGAAACAGGAUAGCUGCAACAUAUGUGCUGGAAGAUCGGUUUUCUAGGUUUUGAUGUCUAUAGUUCCCUGAAUGUCUGGUAGAUUUCUGUGUAAGCUCCUUCCCCCUUGGCAGGGACCAAUUCUUACUUCUAGUUCGAAUGCAUAAACAGAUAAGAAAAGAUUGUCUGGUUCAGUGCAUGUCGAGGCUGCCAAUCUAUUGGCAUGCAUCGUGCACAUAUGGAGAUCCUCGAGGUUAGGUCUAUGCUGUCAGUGUUCUUCUUGUCAUAGUAUGUAUACAGCAUCGCUAUUGCUUUGAAACUUGUAAUCAUCACUGUGAUCAAGGGUUGUUCUGUCAAUUUCGGGUUGGGUAGGAUUUGGUGGUUCAAAUCUCAUAACUGGAUUUGGGUUUAAUUGUCAAUCAGUCAUCCAACACUAUUUUUUAAAAGUGUACAUCUGUCAACACACAACUGGUAUGCAUGGUGACCCAUGGGACCUCAUUUGAGUAAUCGUUAGGUUUCUGUUCAUUUCUAUUUGUCAGGUAGAAAAAAAUACAAUGUCACCUAAAUAUGCUUAACGUAAUGUGUCAAGGAAGCCUCUGUUGUUUGAUACCUUCAGACAUGAAAAAUUGGACAAGAUAAAAUUAAAGUGAGACGAAAAGAUUGAUGAAUGUUAUUUGAUGCAUUCAAACAUAGGAGGGCAGAAGUAGAAGAAGUCUAAUAAGAGAGAUGACAUUUAAAAACUUGUCACCUCCGAAUUGCAUGAGUUUUUUCGGUUUUUUCACUUUAUCCUUGUAACGUCUCUGUUUCAUAUGCCAUGUCCUUCUCUUAACCCUUCUAACAUAGAUAUAAUCCAUUCUCUUUUUCAAUUUUUCUUUGGUGUCUAUUUAGCUGUUCUGCUCUGAAACAGAAUCAUCAAAAUCGAUAGGAACAUAUUUCAGCAGAAAAAAGUUAUAUUUCAUCUGAAAAAAACCAUGAUUCAGCUUAAAAUAUAUGCAUGCGUGUUUGUCAUGCCGUUUGAUCUCCAUUUGUUGGGAAUUUUGUUCUACUUUAUUUCAUUCACAUUUAGGUGAUCUCUAGUAUAUUGAAUUACAUUUUCUGGUGGACUUGAACCGCUGACAGUUGUGUAAUGACGAUUGGUCGUUAUUAUAUUGCAAUGCCGUUCACUUAUGACAUUUUGUCUGAAUCAGCGCCGAACGGGAGGCUUGGUUAUAUGGAGAUCAGGAAGUGUUAUGGUUGUAUAUCGUGGCAGCUCCUACAAACGGCCGCCAAGAUCAAAGUUGAUCUAUGGUCAGAGCAACCCCAUGGAAGUAUCGGAGGGGGUGGACUCUUUGCUUGUUCCUGACGUUUCAUCUUCCACGAAGUCAUCUGUUAUUGAUGGCACUUCCUCAGUUUCAUCGCCAUCAGAAAUGAGUGAACAAUCUUAUCUGAACGAUGCUGAAACUAUGACAGAGGAAGAACAGGAAUGCAAUCAGUUACUUAAUGAAUUAGGUCCUCGCUUUGUCGAUUGGUGGGGAACUGGAAUCUUGCCUGUCGAUGCUGAUCUGCUGCCACAAAAUAUUCCUGGUUACAAACCACCGUUUAGACUUCUUCCGACUGGAAUGAGGUCACGGCUCACAAAUGCAGAGAUGACCAACUUGAGAAAGCUAGCUAGGACACUUCCAAGUCAUUUUGCCCUUGGUAUGUAACUGACCACAUUUUUUUUGUCUUAUAUUAUCAGUAUUUUUUUGAGUUGAGAUAACGAUAGUUUCUCAUCUGUGAAGGGAGGAACAGGAAUCAUCAAGGGUUGGCAGCUGCUAUUGUGAAACUAUGGGAAAACAGUGUGAUUGUUAAAAUUGCUGUGAAACGGGGUAUUCAGAAUACAAACAAUAAAAUAAUGGCCGAGGAGCUGAAAGUGCGUGUACCUCUCUUUGAUUCCAGAAUUAUAAAAUUUAUUCCUGUUAAUUUUUUGCAUCAUGAGUGUCAAGUAAUGAUUUUUGUUUCUGUCUAAGGCUCUCCGUACCAAAGGAUAGAUCAUUAUUCCCAGUCUUUGAGCAGUUUUGCUGGUUUUGUUUUCUUUCAAGGUUUGGUUACGUUGGUCUUCUCAAUCUUUCUCUACAGAUCAUUGUUUCUCUUUGGUUUCAUUUAUUUUCCUUUCCGUUCGUUUUUAUGAUUUUGUUUAUAUUUUUCCUGUUUUAUUUCUUUCUUCAGCACCCUAAGCCAUCAACUGCUGUACCCAUUUCAAUGACUUGGCAAGGGCUCUUUGGGAAAAUCUUCAAAUAAGAACAUGGCACAACAUGAUUUAGAAUGUUAUCUUUCUUUGGUAUUUGGUUUUCAUUUCUGGUCACAUGGUUCCUGAUUGCAGUACCUACGACCUGUCUGUAUCCAUUAUCUUUUAACUCGGUCUGAACUUUUUCUAUGAUUUCAGUAUACUUACCGUUUUAUAUUUUAUUCAUUAGAAACAUGAAUAGAAAAGUGUGGGAAGUGGUAUAGUAUUAACAGUGAGCUAGGUAGUUAAGUACCUAUCAAAAAUAUGGUGGACCUGUUGAUGAUGGUGCUGAGGUGCAUAUCAUUUAUGACCUUGAAGGACAAAAGAGGGCAUAAAUAUCUGGAACCGUAAUGUUUUGUUGAUGAAAUUGAAAUGAGAGAACAAUAAUUUAGGUGGUUGGACCAUUGUUAAGCAUGCAUCUGUAAAAAAUGUAGAGACGUGCUCCUGUUUGUUUUUAAAGAUCUUGAAAGAGAGAGGAGACAUUAUAAGUUGGUAAUAGUGAUAAGAACAUAUUUCAAGGGUUUGUAAGCAUCAAAAAUUGUUUGUUGACUAUUAUCUUGGAUUAUUAUUUAGUCUUUGGAGUAAUGUUUCUUGACUGUUAACUAAGUGAUAGCGUGUGCUUUUAGCCGGGCGUGCUUCCUUGGAUUGUAUUUGAACGUUUAACUUUGGCAUUUGAAUUCUCCUAUUUGUUCUCGUUUAAUAUGUUUUGCGAUCCCCUUUGUACAUUGGUUUCCAUUAUGCUGAUUGACAAUAUCCAUGUAGCUUUUUUUGAUUUACUGCUUACAUUCUUCAUCCGAAAACUUUUGAUGACCGUGUUUGAUGAUUCUUCAAUUAUUUUCUUAUCCUUAUUUUUUCAGAAUUUAACGGGUGGGGUGUUGCUUCUCCGAAACAAGUAUUAUAUUGUCAUAUAUCGCGGAAAGGAUUUUCUUCCUACAAGUGUUGCGGCUGCAUUGGCAGAACGACAAGAGCUGGCCAAAGAUAUCCAAGAUCUUGAAGAAAAAGUGCGCACGAAAGAUUUUGAUUCCUCAGAUGUUGGAACCAAUUUGAAAAUUGAGGAGGAAUCGACAAAGGAAAUAGAACAUGCCAAAGAAGAGUCUGGUUGCAGUCUACACGGGGAAUCCCAUAUGGAACGUGUCAAUGGACAUGCGCUUGCAGGUACCCUGGCCGAAUUUCAGCAGGCUCAAGCACAGUGGGGAAGAGAAGUAUCUGUUGAGGAGCAGGAACAAAUGAAAGAAGAAGCUUUUAGGAUGAAGAUUGCCAAGAUGGUCAAGAGGCUGGAGCAUAAACUCUCUUUGGUAAGUAAGCUUCGUAUAUUCUGUCUGAUCAGACAGGGUUUACUGCCAUUAGGUCAUCUUGGCCUCUUGUUCGGAUUAAAUUCGUCAUCCGACUUGGAAAAGCCAUAGAAACCCAACAUUUUGUGCCUUGGUUUCGUUCUUUGCCUGCUUUUCUGUUUGAAAUAUUACUCAUAGCUCAAUUUAUGGAGCAGGCUGAGGCCAAGAAACUAAGAGCGGAGAAAUUGCUGUCAAAGAUAGAAUUAUCUAUGGUUCCACUUAGACCCUCUGAUGACUUGGAGACAAUAAGUGAAGAGGAGCGGUCUGUGUUUCGAAGGAUAGGCUUACGAAUGAAGGCAUACUUACCUCUUGGUAUAUUUCUUGGUAGACAAGAACCUUGUUUUCUUAACAUUUCUGGUGUAAACUUAUCUCUCUGCAUUUUCUUUUCCAAUGCAGGCAUUCGUGGUGUUUUUGAUGGUGUUAUUGAAAACAUGCACUUGCAUUGGAAGCACAGAGAACUGGUGAAACUAAUCUCCAAGCAGAAGACACUCGCAUUUGUGGAGGACUCAGCUCGGCUGUUGGAAUACGAAAGUGGUGGAAUAUUGGUGGCAAUUGAAAGAGUUCCAAAAGGCUAUGCCCUUAUCUACUAUCGUGGGAAAAAUUAUCAACGACCUAUAAAUUUGAGACCUAGAAAUCUAUUGACAAAGGCCAAGGCAUUAAAACGUUCAGUUGCAAUGCAGCGGCAUGAGGUUUGUGACUUUUGCCUUCUCUACUCUUUCAAAAUUUGAUCAGUUAUGCAUGAAUUUCUUUUGAUUAUGAUGAAUGUUGCAGGCGCUAUCACAGCACAUUUGUGAACUUGAGAGAUCCAUUGAGCAGAUUAUGUCUGAGCUAGUAAGUGUUUGUCGUGGGCCUUUUUAUAUUCCAUUUUUGUUGGAUGUUUCUUGUGCAUUUUCUAGAAUUUACUGCCAAUGCAGGAGAACAUCUGAGGAAGUAUACUAUUAAUUUAGUGAAUCUAUCAUUAGCUGGGACGUCAUAUUGAAAUUUGAAGUCAUUUCUUGCUGUUUAUUCUUAUCUCUCAAUGUUUUUGAUGCCACGACUCUCCUUCGAGAGAAAGGGAAAAUCGUUGUCGAUAGCACUAACCUGGGUUUUAUAAAAUCACUUAGUGUUCUUAGACUUCUACUUUAAGAUGGAACCUUAAAAUGCGGAACAUAUCCAUACGACAAGUAAUUAUCCAAACUCAACGUAGUAUUCUGAAAAGAAAAGCCAUUUUGACACUGAAGGUGAAACCUGCAGAUGAGAUCAAACGGAAUGUGCAAUAUUGUUAGCUACAAUGCCCUUCCAAUGGAAUUUAAUCUUCAAUGAUUCUACAAAUAUUCAGUGACCAAAAUGAUUGCUAAUGAGAAGAACAAGUUGGACUCAGUGUUAGACAGAUUUCGAAACUGAGUUGGAUUAGAGUUGGCUGACUUGUGGCAGUAUCAAACGAGCAUGCUUGUGACAUUCUGAGUUUUAGUCAAAAAAAGGCUGAUGAAACAAAGGUGCCUUUUGUAAAGGAUUUAUCGGAACAGAAUUGCAGUAGUGGGAAGUACUUGAUCUUAAGCAGUUCACUGAAGGAUUUGCUGAGCAUGAGCAGGGCUUUUAUCGGAGAAUAAACUUGAGUGGAGAGAAAAUUUCAGGCAUUCAUUUUGGUAGAUAUAUUGUGAAUUUUUUUCGGGUGCCUGAACAUUAUCAGGUGACCUAGAGCAGGUUGUUUCAAUAGCCAAGGUGGGUCACUUGAUGCAGAUUAAGAUGAAAUUGGAUAACAUGUUGAAGUGUGUGGUAGGACAAUUGUCGGAGCAUUUUUUCUUUCUGGUGCCAUAUUUUCUCAUGUAUUUGUUUUCCCCAUUAAUGACAUCAGUAUUAAUGACUACUUUUUUCCUGUUAAUAUUUUUUUCAUUUUAUUGUAAAUUAUUGCUGUCUCAUUGGAAUCGUAUGUUCAGGGUGACUCUAAGGAUGUAGAGGUUGAAAAACAUAAACACAAGAAAAUAAUUCAUCGUGGAGGUGACUCCAACUUAGAUCAAGUAAGAUGCUCUUUUUUGGCACUAUUUGAGAGGAGUGAUCAAACAUUGCAGAUAACUUCUUUUAUUAUUCUCAGGAUGUGGAUUUUGAUUCACUGGCUGAAUCUGAUGAUGAUGAUGAUGAUGAUGAAGAGUGGGAUGAUGAAGAUGACCUUUAUGACCCAGAAGAAGAUGAUAAUUAG
Molecule: messenger RNA, 7248 nt
Organism: Spirodela intermedia
Lineage: Eukaryota; Viridiplantae; Streptophyta; Magnoliopsida; Alismatales; Araceae
Source: the annotation of a GenBank genome assembly